Molecule: messenger RNA, 3103 nt
Organism: Anguilla rostrata (American eel)
Lineage: Eukaryota; Metazoa; Chordata; Actinopteri; Anguilliformes; Anguillidae
Product: secreted frizzled-related protein 4-like
Exons: 6
Coding region: 910-1893 (327 amino acids)
Biological process (GO): canonical Wnt signaling pathway; non-canonical Wnt signaling pathway
Cellular component (GO): cytoplasm
Molecular function (GO): Wnt-protein binding
Source: RefSeq, a predicted model, not a curated record
UAUUGGCUAGUAUAACACAGUGGUUCCCAACCUUGGUCUUGGAGUACCCCUGUGUAUAGCCUACUGGUUUUCAUUCCAACCACAAUUGCAAUCCCCAAAUUUUAACGAGAUGUCAAUUUUUCCUAAUUAGUUUUUCAUGAGGGAUUAUUUACCCACCUAAGCCACAUUAUAUCAAAAAUAGCAGUGAACAAUAAAAUUCCCAUUUUCAUAUUGUGCUACAUUCCAAAAAAAUGCAUAAAAGACGGUAAAUCAAUAGACGUACCUGAACACGUGCUAAUUUCCUGUUAUUAAUACGAGGUUUGGCUCGUUAUCGUUUGCUUUGUCUUAAAAUUUUUCAUUAUCUUCCAGAUGGUUAGGUUUAGUGGUCAGGAGUCCACACUUAGAAGCCUAUUGAUUCACAUCAGUCUUUAAUUUGAUCGAUUAAAAAUAAUUUACCUUUUUAUGCAGUUGUUUGCAAUGUAGGACAGUAAGCACAAUAUGAACAUGGAAUUGUUUUCUUCAUGGUAGGCAUAGCUAGUUUUGACAUAAUGUGGUUUAAGAGGGUGAAACAGACGAUAACUGGUGGGCCAAUUUACGCAGUGCAACUCCACGCUAAUGGGGAUGCGAGAAUUUAGUGUAACUCAUGUCAAUGGUGUCACUGACUUUGGAAAACAAUAAACGAUGUAGUCGAAAAGAAGCGGUAAGAAGGCAUGUCACUUGUGGCUUUUGUAUUCCUCCCACGCUAAAUCAAAGGUAACACUUCCAUCACCGAUGUUUGUAGUAGCUCCAUUCAGCCAUCCUUGAACUGGUAUCAGCCGUGACUUAAUUCUCACUGUCUUUAUGAACGUGCGUGGAUUUACGGGUAUCAAUCAAUUUAUAUAAAGCAUUUUCUUUUUGAUUAGCUGGCAGGUGAACUCUUAUAUUGUGGAUAUGCUCCGAGUAGCGACCGCUAUUCUGUGUUUCUUGGUAGGUGGAGUGGUGGUACAUAGUGCCCCCUGCGAGCCGGUUCAUAUUCACAUGUGCAGAACUAUGCCGUGGAACAUGACAAGAAUGCCCAACCACCUGUAUCAUAGCACUCAGCAGAAUGCAAUACUGGCAAUAGAGCAAUACGAGGAGCUCGUGGACAUCAACUGCAGCGAGGUAUUGCGCUUUUUCUUGUGUGCAAUGUAUGCUCCAAUCUGCGCAUUUGACUUCCUCCAUGACCCGAUCAAGCCUUGCAAGUCGGUGUGUCAAAGAGCGAGGGAUGGAUGCGAGCCCAUCAUGAGGCGCUAUAACCACAGCUGGCCAGAAAUAUUCGCUUGCGAAGAAUUACCAGUUUACGACCGCGGAGUCUGCAUAUCACCUGAAGCGAUGGUGACUGAAUUUGCCGAAGAUGUAAAAGUUGUCGAUGCCUCGCUAGACGUAAUGCCAAACGAACCACAAGCUUUGGACUGCAAAACGUGGAAUUCUGAUAGAUGCAGAUGCAGUAAAAUGAAACCAACACUUACAACAUAUAUGGAGAUGAAGUAUGAUUACGUUAUUCAUGCAAAAGUUGUAGACAUGAAUCAGACUGGAUGCCAUGAAGUGAUUGUGCUUGUAGAGGUGAAAGAGAAGGUCAAAUCUUCCCAGUCAAUCACAGAAACUCUCGUACCUGUAAUAUCAAAUUCCUCAUGCACGUGCCUGCAACCUCAACCCAAUCAAGAAGUAAUUAUCAUGUGCUAUGAGUGGGGCUCAAGACUGAUGAUGCUGGACAGUUGCAUCAUAGAGGAAUGGAAAGACCAGUUGUUGAAGAGAUAUAAGCGCUGGGAACAGCGACUGCAAGAGCAACAGCAGAGGGGUCCCAAGAUUAAUGCGAGAGGCACAGAGGCGGGCGUGAGGAAAACAACCAGGGCCAAGAAGAAAGCGAGAAAGGGUGGCCAACAUGGGAAGCUUUAAACUGCCUCUCCAGCGUGCCAUAUUCUCUCAGAUACUGACUGCAGGAAUCUGCCUCCCUUGCGAUGGAUAUCAAAAUAUUUUAAAAAUAUAUAAGGAAUGUGUUCUUAAUACAAAAUAAAAACAAGUUUGUAAGGAGUGAUGCAUUUUGUGAAAUGCUACAUAUUGAAUUUGUAACAUUGAAUGUUCUCAUGAACACUAAUCUCAUGUAGGCAAAAAUAUAAUUACUUCUUAUAAUAAACUUUAUAACGCCAUCCCAGAAAUGUAUAUGAGGAUUACUGUACAAUGGCUGUUUGUUCAAUAUGCAUGUAGUUUGCUUUAACUUAAUUUCCUAGGAUAGAAAACAAGUGGGAUAGGAGACCAUUUGGGCAGUUGGCUCUGAACGAAUAUACAAAUCCCUCUGUGUGGCCAGGGUUUCAAUUUUCUGUCAUGGCACUUACUGAAGUGUGAGCCAAUAUCUUUAUGAAUAAAGAAGAAAAGUACAGGAGGGUGGAUGUGUCCAUUACCCUUAAAAUGAAUAAAUAAAAUAAAUAAGUGGGACAACCCCAGAAUGCACAUACAAUCACUGCAAAACACCUUCCAAGAUGAUGUCUUCCAUGUUAGAGCUCCCUGCUGAAAAAUGAGGAAAUUAUAUGCUUAUUCUGUGAGGAAUUAUACCCAGAGACAUUGCAAGUAGACACAUGGUUAUUAUAUAUUGUACAAUGCUUUUGUAAGCCUUCAACCGUAAUUAGCAUUUUCUAACUAAAGAAAAAUAAGAAAAAACAGUUGGUCUGUUUAAACCAAUGCUGUGUGUGUUUAGACAAAAAAAUGUCCAUGUGUCACAGAGGAAUCACUUCUAUACGGUUUACACUAUGUGUCUGAAGAAUAACAGCCAGUUCAUUUGACAGCCCCAGUAAAAUAAAAGGGUUUCUGUUGACUCAUUUGUUUUCAUGGAUUACAUUUUCUGGAGAAUCUGGAUGUAUUAUCUUUAUGGAAAUCAACAAGUCUCCGGCAAAGGAUAAAAAAACAGAUCAUUUGUUGGAGAAGAAAAUUAUCUUAAAUGGCAAAAGAUAAAUGGUGCGAUCAACGCUCCUACCUCUGUUCAUAACAGUCCACUCAUCAUACAAGAUGUCUAAACUGUUUGCAAAUAGAACUCCCUACCAGUCUGAAGGGAUUAACGCCUACUGAAUUCAACAGGAUGCAAAUCCUGCUCGAUGCAACAGGAUAUAGUGGU